Molecule: messenger RNA, 837 nt
Organism: Aureobasidium namibiae CBS 147.97
Lineage: Eukaryota; Fungi; Ascomycota; Dothideomycetes; Dothideales; Saccotheciaceae
Product: kinase-like protein
Exons: 1
Coding region: 1-837 (278 amino acids)
Biological process (GO): mitotic DNA damage checkpoint signaling; protein phosphorylation
Cellular component (GO): nucleus
Molecular function (GO): protein serine/threonine kinase activity; ATP binding
Source: RefSeq, a predicted model, not a curated record
AUGGUGCUUCCAUCAGAUCCGCCGAUCGACAUUUGUGCAGGAGCACGCCUCAACCUGAUACCUCCAUCUCUGGAAGAAUGUCACAAGCACUUCACUGAACCUUUCGAAAGAGAUAAAGUGGUCUUUGGUGGUACUACUGGACUCGUGGUCCGUCUUCCCUGUGGCCAUGUGCGCAAACAACCCUACCCAGACGACACGCCACGAGGAAGAGAAAACAGUCUGCAAGAGAUCAAGAGGGAGUGCGACAUCUAUGGCAGGAUCGCCAAUACGCCACAUUUCCUGGAGAUGAUCGAGUUUUCGGAACAGCAUGGCAUCAUACUUCAAGGUGUCGAGGGCCACAAUCUACAUCACUACCUGGAAGAUGAAGACUUCUGCAUCCCAAUAGCUAAGCGCAUGGAAUGGGCACGCGACAUGGCGAUAGCUUUACAUUCACUGCAUGCAGUCAACGUCAUCCAUGCGGAUGUCAAACCCGAGAACAUACUUCUAGAUGAACAAAGCCACAAGGUGUAUCUCGUCGACUUCUCGGGAUCCUGGAUCGAUGGAAGACCUGGCCCUACUGUGGAAAACAUCAGGUUCUUCUUGCCUCGCGACAUAAUGUCGGACUCUACUGUGCAAACAGACAUAUUCGCGUUCGGGUCCACUCUGUAUGAGAUCAUGACAAGCAAACAACCAUACCAUGAUCUUAAUGAUGAAGAAGUGGGAGAACUCUUCAAGCAAGGGAUCUUUCCGAGCUUGGAUUUGGUACCUUGUGGUCAGAUCAUCAAGAAAUGCUGGACAGGGAUGUUCCAGUCUGUCCAAGAUGUUCAGGCGGCACUGCAGGAGGUUCAGGGCUCAUAA